Messenger RNA from Endocarpon pusillum Z07020, 1488 nucleotides. RefSeq names its product COP9 signalosome complex subunit 1. The record is from RefSeq and is a predicted model, not a curated record. NCBI's taxonomy places the organism in Eukaryota, Fungi, Ascomycota, Eurotiomycetes, Verrucariales, Verrucariaceae. The transcript has 4 exons. The coding region runs from base 1 to 1488 and encodes 495 amino acids. Gene Ontology annotation, cellular component: COP9 signalosome.
AUGGACCUGAAGGCGGACGCCAAAGUACCCUCUACUCCAAAGAGUCGUGUAGUGGUUACAGAAACACCAAAGUUUGAUCUCGAUUCAUACAUCGCUAAUUAUGCCGGACGCACAAGAUACGCGCGGCUCUAUCUCAUCGGCACAUCCUCGAAAGUACUUGCAACAGAAGCUCUGAAAGCGGCGGUAGCGGAAGCGAAGGCCGGGAAUGAUGUACAAAGAUACAUGGAUGCCGUGGCUGCAUUAAGGCCUCAUCUUACACCAGGCGAUCCAGAUGGUGUCAUCGACCGGUCUUGGGUUGAGCGGAAAGAGAAGCAGAACAAGGCAGAGUCGAGCCGACUGGAGGCAGAGCUAAAAGGCUACAAAAACAAUCUCAUCAAAGAGAGUAUCCGCAUGGGUAACGAAGACCUUGGAGCACACUAUCAUGCCAUAGGAGACCUUACCUCUGCCACCAAAGCGUAUGGUCGCAUGCGAGACUACUGCACCACUCCAGCACACAUUGCUUCGACUUCCUUCCGUGUCAUCGAAGUGGCCAUCGACCAGAAUAAUUGGCUAGCCGUGCAGUCGUCGGUACAUAAAAUUCGUAACAUCCAGCUCAAACCCGAUGACCACGCCAAAGCUCAACCCAAAACCCAAGCCGCCAUGGGACUCUCCCAGAUGCAUGCUGGUGACUACCGAGACGCAGCCAUCAGCUUCCUCAAUACCGACCCAUCCCUGGGCGACAAAUACAACGAAGUCCUCACCUCCAACGACGUAGCCGUCUACGGCGGUCUGUGUGCCCUCGCCUCCAUGAGCAGAGAAGAACUCCAAGCGCAGGUCUUAGAAAACACCACCUUCCGGAAUUUCCUGGAACUCGAGCCCCACAUCCGGCGCGCCAUCAAUUUCUUCUGCGCCGCCAAAUACACGCAAUGUCUCAGCAUCCUCGAAGCCUACCGCGCCGACUACCUCCUCGACCUCCACCUACAGCGACACCUGGUAAAAAUCUACGGUCGCAUCCGCACCAAAUCCAUCGUCCAAUACUUCGCCCCUUUCUCCCAUGUCACCCUGGACUCCAUGGCCCGAACGUUCGCAAGUCAGGACCGGUCCAACCCAGCGAUCGAGGACGAGCUGGUUCCAUUGAUCGCAGCUGGUACGCUGAAAGCCAAGAUUGAUCUUGAGCACCGCGUCCUCGUUGCCGACGAAGUCGAUUUACGUGCAGAGGUGCAUCGGGAGGCGUUCGAGAGCGUCAAGCGGUUCAAGAAGGAGGCUCAUCUGAAGCUGAUGCGCAUGGAAUUUUUGAAUGCCGGGUUGGAGAUCAAGGCGCCGCCCAGACAGGGCAUGGGAGGUGGAGGAGGAGGGUUUUCGAGCAUUGCAGGCGAUGUGUUGGCCGGUGCUGGUGCUGCUGGUGGAGGGGACAUGACCGGGUUGCAACAGCGUGGCCAGGGGUUGGCAAAGGACUCCUCCAGAGGUGCUGGGCUUGCUAGUGGUGGAGGUGGAGGUAGGAAACGAUGA